UGGAUAUGCCCUAGGAACGGUUCAUGAAAUGUAGGACAGGAAAUAUAGAUCACAUUAUUGAUUAUUCAAAUGGAAAUAUAACCACAAUUUUAUUUCAUCAAAUUUGAAAAAGAAUAAUGAUAAAAAUUAUAAAUUAAUUUUUGUUCUUAAAUAUUUCAAAUAUUAUUCUAAUAAUAUUUAUUAUUUCAUAAAUUAUUCUCAAAUCAUUUCAAAUUUACUAAUUUUAGAAAAUAAAUUCUAGUCAUCAAUUACUAAGAAAAUAACAAUUAUUUGUAAGAUUUUCUUUUUGUUCAUUUCGUUUAAUUUUCGAAAUUUUGAAAGACAAUAAAAAUUACAACCGAACGGAACAAACAAACCGUGAAUGAAACAUGACUUAAAACAUAGAAACAACAUAGUUUAAAAAAAAAACUUAGAAACGAGAGAGUGCAAAGAAACUUAUGAUAAUACCAAUUAUGCCAUCUGUAGAAUUUGGUUUGCCUUAACUCACCUACAAUAAAUAAUCAUUUUCUGAAGUUUAUAGUUUAUCAUUAUUAUUAUCUAAUAUAAAAAUACGAAAAAACACACAAAAAUAAUUUUUUGGAAUAUUUUUUUCCUAGAAUAUAUAUUUUCUAGAAUAGAGAUAGUAUUUGUUGUAUGUUAGUUUCAAUACUUCCAUUAGCUUUUUAUAACAACUAUAUUUAUUUCUAUAAUGUCAAAUUACAUAAAGUACAAACAAAAUAACAAGAAAACAAUGAAUUACCUAAUUAAUAUGAAGGAACACCAAUACAUUUGACCAUGAUUUUUAAUCAGAGGCCAUACAUGUCAUCCGAGCAUCAACCAGAUAAACUUUCAUUAGUUUAUCAUUUAACAUUCUCAUUUUUCCUUCCACCAAAAAUAAUAACUAACUAGGUGAUAAUCCUCGCCAUGCGCGGGGUGAAUGAACUAAAAAAAUUUAUAAAUUUUACUCUAUAGAUAUUGAAAAGGUAGAAAGAGUGACAUAUUAUACAUGGUAUAGAUUAGCAGAAGUACAUGAUUGAUAUACAGAUUGAUGCAAAGAAAAACAAUUUGGGAUUGGAAGUUUACUGGAGUUUUUAGUUAAAAAGAUAUUACUCGAGUAUCCGGAUAACGAUAAUCUUAUUAUGGUAGAAAAAUAGUAAUUGUCCUAUUAACGAAGUUGUAACGUUAUAUUUUAUUAAACUUAUACCGGUUCUGGAGUACAUAAAAUUGUAAAAGAAUAAAAAUAAAUUGAAGUAAAUAAUAUUAGGUUGAAAAAAAAGAAAAAGAAGUAAAUAAUAUGAAUUUACAAAUUUAGUGGACUGAUUAAGACUCGAAUUUGUAAAAGAGGCCCACUGUUGAACCUUAAUAUCGAUUAUGACUCAAAAAACACAUUGGCCUCUUUUAAUAUAUCUUUUAUUUUUAAAAACAUAUUUUUACUAAAAAGUCUCGAAGGGGCACGAGAUAAAGGUGAUAGUCAUAUUUAAUGCUAGUCAUUUAAAAUACUUUCAAAAAUAGAAAGUAUUAUAUGCAUAGGGCGAACAUUAAAGAAUUUUAUAUUAAAAUGAUAUUUAAAAAAAAAUCGGAAAGAAUUAAAAAAAAUUGCAAAUUUAAUGUCUGUCACCAUUUGAAUGUAUUUUGUGGAAUUGCUUAUAAAUUUUUUAUAUAUGACAUUUUGAUUUGACAAUAUAAAACAGUAUAUAUUUUCCACUCCGAAAAUAAAUUUUAUUCACAUAUAUCAUUGCCUCUAAGUAUCAACCAAAAUAAAUGUCACAAACCUAAUAAUUAUAGAAGAACAUAAUUAUAAAUCAUUUAUAUAUUCCAGUCUCUAAAAAAUGUCAUCUAUCAUUCAUGAAUUGUAAAGAAGUAUUAUAACAAUAUGAAUCGUAUAUAUAGUCAAAACCCUAUCACUUGUGAAUAUAAAUAUCAGUCAAUCCUAUUAAUUUCGUAUAACAUUAUAAUCGUAGGUUUUCAGAGAAUUAUAGAAAGUAUUAUAUGCAAGGGGAGAAAAUAAAGGAAAUCUAUAAAAUGAUAUUUGACUUUAAACUUAAUCGAAAAAUAAUAAUAUAAAUUUUCAAAUUUAAUGUCUGUCACCAUUUAAGAUAAUUUAGAAAUCUAAAAGUCUUGUUGAAAUUCCGUUUUGGAUGUAUUUUACAAUCACGCAAGAUAUUCCAUAAUUCUCGACAUUUUGAUUUUACAAUAUAAAACCGUUUAUAUUGAUGAUUCCCAAAAUAAAUUCCCAAAAUAAAUGUCAUUUAUCCCAUAAAAAUCCCAAAAUAUUAAUCAAAAUAAAUAUCACGUAAGGAAGUUUUAUAGAAGAACAUAAUUAUGAAUAGUUUAUAUUUUCCAGUCCCAAAAAACUGUCAUGUAUCAUUUAUGAAUCGUAAAGAACAUGAAUCUUAUAAAAACAUGAAUCAUAUGUAUAUAGUCAAAACCCCAUCAGUUUUUAAUUAAAAAAACAUAAUGUAUGAUAACUUCUAUGAAAUAAUAUACUCCCUCCGUGUCGUAUUAUUUGUCAUUUUAGAGUUAAAAUUUUGUUUCAUUUUAAGUGUCGUUUUAUGUUUUCAAUGCAAAAUUUAAUAAUAAUAUUUUCUAUUUUAUUUUUCUAUUGAUUGAAACAUGGUUAAGUGUAUAGGUAAUGAUGUUUUUAUUUGUAAAUAUACAAAAUCAAAUGUUUUCUUAAUUUGUGUUCAUAAACCUAAAGCAACAAAUAAAGUGAAACGGAGGGAGUAGCAUACACAUCGAAGAAUCCACUAAUAUUAUGCUAAGAAUUUGUAAAAUAAUGAAGCAUAUACAUUGCUCAAUCCGCUAAUAUUAUGCUAAGAAUAUAAAUAACUAUAUUUUGCCGUUUAUUUUGUGGCUAUAUGUGUUUUGUUCGAUAAUUAUUAAAAUACAUUCUAAUGAGUAAUUAUACCAUGAAAUGUUUCAUGUUAUACAUGGCUUCUUCUCAUAUAGUAUAGUAAUAUAAUCUCUUCAUAUUACUAAAUUUUAAUGAGCAAUUGCAUUAUAUGUAAUUUGUCUAGGCAAGAACAUGUUAUUUAACAAAGGCUAUGAGAAUCAAGAAUGGUUCUCAUGAUGACACAUAGGAAAUGACAUUUUUGUUAAUCACACAUGGUGAUAAAGUUAACUGUUUAAAAUGCUCCUCAAAUAAUAAAAAGGGGAUGUCGAACAUGCAUCCCAUCGGUCAUAGACCUUAACAUUUGAAUAGAUUGAUUUAUAGUUCAGUUAUAUUUACGGUAUUUAGUUGAUGAGAAGCAUACUGAAUCUAUAUUGUUUUAUGUCAAAAUGAAAACUCAAGUUAGAAUAAAUGAGAACCAUUUUAAUAGUUAUAUAGACCACCAGCAACAUAAAACUAUUAUUUUCAAAUGCAUAUGAUUUUCACCUUAUCUUCCCCAUUAGUGAAUUUAGAAUGAACUCGGAUAUUGAUAUGUCUGUGAGUGUGAAUUAUGAUGAGAAGAUUGAUUUCACGACACAUAUCUACAUAUAUAUAUAUAUAUAUAUAUUUGAUCAAAUAGUAUAUAGGGUUUUGAUGUGAAAAAAAUAGUUUUAAUGUGAAAUAUAUUUAUCCCCAUAUAAAAUUUUAGUAACAUAAAUCGGAAAGAUAAGUCAAUUAUUUCUGAAAUUAAUAUGCCUAAAUUAGUAAAAGUACGUAUACGGACUUUCUUUAAAACAUAUUCAAUUCAUUACACGAUCCACAAGUAGCCACAAUAGUAUAUCACUGUAUUAACUCAAAUGCUUAAAGUUAGGAAUCAUUCUAAUACCUACUUACCUUUUAUUCAGAAAUUGAUGUAUUACAAGAGAAUUUGGACACAACUCCAAGUAAUCAGUAAUUCAUAAGAUCUCAAAUCACGUUACGGGUCAUUAUUAUAGUGCACCGAAUGAAACUCCUAGGUUUAUGAUUUUUGAAAUAUUUCAUAUAGAACUAUUAUAUAUAUUACAUUACACUUAUAUAUAAAUUUAACAGUCUGUUUCAAUAUGUGCUACCUAACUAUAUAAACUAACAUAAUUAUUUCUACUUUUAAAAAAUAUACCAAAUGAAACUCCUAGGUUUAUAAUUUUUGAAAUAUUUCAUAUAGAACCUAUAUACAAUAAAUUUACACUUAUAAAUAUACAUUUAACCAAAUUGUCCGUAUAAAUAUUUGUGCUACCUAACUAUAGAAACUAACAUAAUAAUUAAUCCUUUUAAACAAUAUUGUCUAAUUGUUCAUAAGUAGGCUUAGUUGAAAAACAAAAUAUUUUUUUCUCACAUAUGUUAGGAAACAUUUGAAUACUUGUAGACAAAAUGUUAGGUAUAAAAAAGUUUAGAAAAGCGAAAAUUGAAUACUUUUAAAACAUAUUAUUGAUGAAUUGUUCAUGAGUAAGCUUACUCGAAUAAAAAAGAUUUUUUUCUCACAUAUGUUACGAAUCAUUUGAAUACGUGCGAUGUUAGAAAGAUAAAAUUUAAGAGAAACUAUUUAAAAAAAUUGUAAACAAUAACUAUACUUGAAAGUUUGUUUAUCUAUGAAUUAUUCUAUUUUUUUGUUCAUGGGUAAGUUGUCUAUGACUUGUAUGCGAUUCUUCUAUCUGUUAGUCAUGGAUAAGAGGUUGAUAUUUGAAGAGCUUUUCGAGUAUAUGUUUGGGGGACAAACCAUUAGAGAAAAAAAAAUGUAUUAAUGGAAACUCUUUAAAUGGUUUGAAUUUCUGUAUUUAAAAAAAAAUUAUGACAGCGUAUAUACCAAUCAAUAACUAAACUGUAUGAUUUUUAUUAUGGUUAUACCAAAGUUGGAUGGUAAUGGCAUUUUAUGUAAUUAAUCUAGUGAAAGAAUGACAUUUUAUUUAUGGCUAUGAGAAAGAUUCUAAGAAUGACACCUAAGUAAUGGCAUUUUGGUUAAUCACAUAUGAGAGUAAGAUUAUUUAAUAAUAGUGCUCCUCAAAUAAUAUAAAAGGGAUUAUUUUAAACUGAAAAUUUAAAUUGUUAGUGUCUAUUUUCUUUACCAACGCAUAUCUAAAGCCUCUAUCUCUCCUUCAUUUCGCACGAUUUCUGUCUGGCAAUGAUGCUGUUUGUUUCAAUGGCGACCCCAUUUUCUAUUCAUUGAUGCCACAAAAAGUCCUCGAAGAAAACUUCCACCUCGCGUAGGGUCCAGAAACCGAAUCAUCAUGGGUCUCUGUUUCUCCUCCGCCAAGGUCUCCGGCCGCCGAAACCACAGCCCCCGGAGCCCCAAUCCCAACCCCCUCACCGUCGCUAAACACCGACCGCCACAAACGCCAUGUUCGUUCUUGGCCGUUACGAUCCAAAAAGACCACAGGACCCAACCUCGACGAUCCCCAGCGACGACCAAGAAAACGCCGCCGCAGACGCAAACGCAAACGCGACAGACGCCACCGCACGGGAAGGGUAGAGAGAAGGCUGGAAAUAAUAAUAAUAAUAAUAAAGGGAAGAGACACGGAGAAGCGAUCCCUUACGGUAAGCGCGUUGAUUUCGGGUACGCUAAAGAUUUUGAUAACCGUUACACCAUCGGGAAACUGCUCGGACAUGGUCAGUUCGGUUAUACGUAUGUCGCUACGGAUAAAAAGACAGGAGAUCGUGUCGCAGUCAAGAAAAUAGACAAGGCCAAGAUGACAAUUCCGAUAGCUGUGGAAGAUGUGAAGAGAGAGGUGAAGAUACUACAAGCUUUAACUGGUCAUGAAAAUGUAGUUCGGUUUUACAAUGCCUUCGAGGACAAGAACUCUGUUUACAUAGCCAUGGAGUUAUGUGAGGGUGGUGAAUUGCUGGAUCGGAUAUUAGCCAAGAAAGAGAGUCGUUAUAGCGAAAGAGACGCGGCCGUGGUAGUGAGACAGAUGCUAAAAGUUGCAGCUGAGUGUCAUUUGCGUGGUUUGGUUCACAGAGAUAUGAAACCAGAGAAUUUUCUGUUCAAAUCAACUGACGAAGAUUCACCUCUAAAAGCUACAGAUUUUGGUUUAUCAGACUUCAUAAAACCAGGGAAGAAGUUUCAUGAUAUUGUCGGUAGCGCGUAUUACGUAGCACCUGAAGUGUUGAAACGCAGGUCAGGACCAGAAUCAGAUGUGUGGAGUAUCGGUGUUAUCAGUUAUAUACUUCUCUGCGGGAGACGGCCUUUCUGGGACAAGACUGAAGAUGGCAUUUUCAAAGAGGUUUUGAAGAACAAACCUGAUUUCAGAAGAAAACCGUGGCCAACCGUUAGCAACAGCGCCAAAGAUUUUGUUAGGAAGUUGUUAGUGAAAGACCCGAGAGCCAGAUUAACAGCUGCACAGGCCCUAUCACAUCCAUGGGUUAGAGAAGGAGGAGAUGCAAGUGAGAUUCCCAUAGACAUAUCUGUUCUCAACAACAUGCGUCAGUUUGUUAAAUUUAGCCGCCUCAAGCAAUUCGCUUUAAGGGCUCUUGCAACAACGCUUGACGAAGAAGAGUCAGCUGAUCUUAGAGACCAGUUUGAUGCCAUUGAUGUUGAUAAAAAUGGCGCCAUUAGCCUUGACGAGAUGAGGCAGGCUCUUGCAAAAGAUCAUCCUUGGAAGCUUAAGGAUGCACGAGUGGCAGAGAUUCUUCAAGCGAUUGAUAGCAACACCGAUGGAUUUGUGGAUUUCGAAGAGUUUGUUGCUGCUGCGUUACACGUAAAUCAAUUAGAGGAGCAUGAUUCUGAGAAAUGGCAACAGAGAUCAAGAGCAGCGUUUGAGAAAUUCGACAUAGAUGGAGAUGGAUUCAUCACAGCAGAGGAACUUCGAAUGCAUACUGGCUUGAAAGGGUCCAUUGAGCCACUUCUUGAAGAAGCAGACAUUGAUAAUGAUGGUAAAAUCAGUCUCCAUGAGUUCCGUAGACUUCUCAGAACUGCAAGUAUCAAAUCAAGAAAUGUUAGAAACCCUCCUGGUUAUCUUGUUUCUCGGAAAGUCUAAAAGAAGUUUGCAGUCUUAUGGUGAGGAAAGAAAAAAACAAGAAUCAAGAAAUUUUUUAUCCCUUAUGUAGAAAAAGAAAGAUAGGGAUUGCAGUGUUUUCAUGUGUUGUUGUAACAUAUAUUCAUAUUUUUUUUUAUAACCAUUGACAAAGAAAUCGAUAUUAAUAGAACCAAUUAGCGCAAUGUAAUGAUGAAAUUAUUUGUUUGUGUGUAA
This is a messenger RNA of Brassica napus (rape), 7068 nucleotides long. Its product is annotated as calcium-dependent protein kinase 16. Bases 5110 to 6855 code for a protein of 581 amino acids. The record is from RefSeq and is a predicted model, not a curated record. Gene Ontology annotation, biological process: peptidyl-serine phosphorylation; intracellular signal transduction; protein autophosphorylation. Gene Ontology annotation, cellular component: cytoplasm; nucleus. NCBI's taxonomy places the organism in Eukaryota, Viridiplantae, Streptophyta, Magnoliopsida, Brassicales, Brassicaceae. The transcript has 12 exons. Gene Ontology annotation, molecular function: calcium/calmodulin-dependent protein kinase activity; calcium ion binding; calcium-dependent protein serine/threonine kinase activity.